This is a messenger RNA of Paramecium octaurelia, 276 nucleotides long. The record is from the annotation of a GenBank genome assembly. NCBI's taxonomy places the organism in Eukaryota, Ciliophora, Oligohymenophorea, Peniculida, Parameciidae.
AUGAAGAGCCUUGAGCAUAACGACUCAUACUCAAAAUAUAAUCCACUCAUAGAUGAAACACUUUGGCUUAACGAAGAUUAUGAAGAGGAGGAUGAAUAAAUUGUUGAAGGAUUGCACUUAUAUAGGUUUUCAAGACAAGCAAAAUUUUAUGAUGCUCUCAAAGUGAAAUUGUUAAAAGAACUUGAAAAGGAAUUUAAAUAGGUAUUAUAAAAUUAGAUUAAUUAGAACUCAGUUUCAACUGCCAGAAUUUAGCCUCUGCAAAUAGAAACAAUCUGA